AUGGUCCUGCUGAGCGGCUCCACGCCGUGGCUGAUCGGAGGAGUCCUCUUAUUGAGUCUAGUCUUCCGGACUCUAUUUGGCGGUUCUCGGAUCCGAAGAGACGGCGUCGCGUUGAAAAAGCCGCCAAACACGUUGCCAUUGGUCGGCAACGGCCUGCUGUUCCUCCAGGCUCGCCAGAAGCUCUUCUCAUGGUUUGUGAAAUGCGAGCGGAUCUUCGGCCACGAGACAUUCGAGAUCUCCGUGCCGACGCUGCCUCCCGGCGUGGUCAUCAACGACCCCCGCAACCUCGAGUUCGUGUACAAGCACGAGGGCACCUUUGGCAAGGGCGAGUUCGUCAAGCGGCCGCUCGCGGACCUCUUCGGUAGACAUGGCAUCAUCAACUCGGACGGCGAGCUGUGGAGGGUCCAGCGCAGGGCGGGCAUGCAGUUCCUCAACGCGGCGAAUCUUAGGGUCUUGACGGAUAUUGCCCUGCCGCAGUAUCUCGCAGACAGCAUUGGCUAUCUGGGGAAGCGGGCGAAUGGCCAGGUCGUCGUGGAUCUACAGACGGUGUUUCACGAGAUCACGAGCCAAUUGAUGGGCAAGAUGGCAUAUAAUAUGGAGAUGCACGCGGACGACGAGUUCACAGUUGCGUUUGAUUAUGCGUCUGGUGGCACUGCAGAGAGGAUACAAAACCCUCUUUGGUACAUCACAGAGAUAUUCUCCGGCGCGAAGCUACGGAAGUCCAUUGCAAUCGUCAAGGCAUACGGACAGCAAAUCGUGUCAAAUGCGGUGAAAGACCGUCAGCAGGGCAAGUCAAGGUCACUCACUGCCUCGGAAAACAAAUUAGAUGAGAUUUCCGGCAGCUUGAUACAGUCCUUGCUCGAUUCAAUAGGCGAUGAAUCCAUGGUCGCGGAUUCAGCGCUAAAUUACCUAUCAGCAGGACGAGAUACUGUCGCCCAAGCCCUAACUUGGGUGUUCUACCUACUAAUGAGACAUCGGUACGCCGCCGCCAAGGUCCGCAAAGAAGUCCAAGAACUCCUGAGAGAUCAUGACGCAUCGUUUGGAUCGCAAGAUGUUGAUCCUACGUUGUUCAACCCCGCUGUCAUGCCAUACACAAUGGCCGUCUUCUACGAAACGCUUAGGCUAUACCCGCCCAUCCCCUUCGAAAUCAGACAAGCAGACCACGCAAUCACCCUCCCAGACGGGACCUUCCUCCCCAAGGGCUCCGUGCUCGUGUGGUGCACGUGGGCCAUGAACCGCUCCAAGAUGACCUUCGGCGAGGACGCAGACGCGUUCCGGCCAGAACGGUGGCUGGUCGACGGGAGCUUCGUGUCGAAGAGCGCGUCCGAGUUCCCGACCUUCAAUGGAGGCGCGAGGACGUGUCUGGGGAAGAGGAUGGCCGACCUGAUCGCCGUGCAGGUGAUCGCUACACUGUCGUGGCUAUUCGACUUCAUGCCGGCCGAGGACGGGGAGCGGAACAGACAUGACUUUACGAGAUAUCUAUAG
This is a messenger RNA of Phaeoacremonium minimum UCRPA7, 1485 nucleotides long. Its product is annotated as putative cytochrome p450 protein. The transcript is spliced from 6 exons. Bases 1 to 1485 code for a protein of 494 amino acids. The record is from RefSeq and is a predicted model, not a curated record. Lineage: Eukaryota; Fungi; Ascomycota; Sordariomycetes; Togniniales; Togniniaceae. Gene Ontology annotation, molecular function: oxidoreductase activity, acting on paired donors, with incorporation or reduction of molecular oxygen; iron ion binding; monooxygenase activity.